Messenger RNA from Entelurus aequoreus (snake pipefish), 3287 nucleotides. RefSeq names its product ankyrin repeat domain 16 (gene ankrd16). The transcript has 7 exons. The record is from RefSeq and is a predicted model, not a curated record. Bases 821 to 1906 code for a protein of 361 amino acids. Gene Ontology annotation, molecular function: protein binding. NCBI's taxonomy places the organism in Eukaryota, Metazoa, Chordata, Actinopteri, Syngnathiformes, Syngnathidae.
GAAGAAGUCGUCACUUCCGGUAACUUCUCAGACAGCAAGUAGCUAGUAGCUUUUAUUGAGCAGUCGUCAUGGCAACUACACACUUAUUUCUCUUCAAUAGAUAGCACACGAUAAGCGAAUAACAUGUAUGUGCCUACUAUCAUUAAAUGUCAUCAAUCCAUGUUUUUAAUAGUCACCGUGUGCUGCUCCAUUUCCACUCGAUAUCCAGCAUCUGUAGGAGACUUUUGGACGUUAUAUUCACAUGGUCGACAACAUUUGGACGUGAUAUCCACAUGGUCGACAACAUUUGGACGUGAUAUCCACAUGGACGACAACAUUUGGACCUGAUAUCCACAUGGUCGACAACAUUUGGACGUGAUAUCCACAUGGUCGACAACAUUUGGACGUGAUAUCCACAUGGACGACAACAUUUGGACCUGAUAUCCACAUGGUCGACAACAUUUGGACGUGAUAUCCACAUGGUCGACAACAUUUGGACGUGAUAUCCAACCAUUUCCACGUGAUAUCCACAUGGUCGACAACAUUUGGACGUGAUAUCCACAUGGACGACAACAUUUGGACGUGAUAUCCACAUGGUCGACAACAUUUGGACGUGAUAUCCACAUGGACGACAACAUUUGGACGUGAUAUCCACAUGGACGACAACAUUUGGACGUGAUAUCCACAUGGUCGACAACAUUUGGACGUGAUAUCCACAUGGUCGACAACAUUUGGACGUGAUAUCCACAUGGUCGACAACAUUUGGACGUGAUAUCCACAUGGUCGACAACAUUUGGACGUGAUAUCCACAUGGUCGACAACAUUUGGACGUAAUAUCCACAUGGACCAAGACGCUGUCAGACUGCUGGUGAAAGUCACCCAGGAAGGAGACUUUAGUCAGCUGCUAAAACUCUUCCAGUCCUGCGGUCCCUCUGCGUGUCAGCUGGUCCAUUUGGGCCGGUCCGGGGACUCUCUUCUGCACCACGCCGCCAGACAUGGCCGUCUGGACUUCUUACACUUCCUCAUCGGAGACGUCGGCAUGGAGCUGGAAGUCUGCAACCUGGACUACAAGAGACCCCUGCACGAAGCUGCGUCCAUGGGCCACACUGCCUGUGUCUCCUAUCUGCUGAGGCGUGGAGCCCGCGUGGACUGCUUGAAGAAGGCCGAUUGGACACCGUUGAUGAUGGCUUGCACCCGCAGGAACCUCGACUUGAUCCAGGAGCUGAUCCAGCACUCUGCAGACCCUCUCCUGAAGAACAAAGAUGGCUGGAAUGCCUUCCACAUUGCCUGCAGGGAGGGUGAUCCCGGCGUGGUGCGCUAUCUUCUUACCGCCGCUCCAGAUGUGUGGAGAACGGAGAGCAAGACGCGCAGGACGCCGCUGCACACGGCCGCCAUGCAUGGCUGUGAGGAAGUUGUUCAAAUCUUACUUGAAAGAUGUGGCUACACGCCGGACGCCAAGGACAGCUGUGGAGUCACUCCUUUCAUGGACGCUGCAAGGAACGGACACGUCUCAGUGGCCAGGCUUCUCCUGGCCAAACACCAGGCGUCUCCAACUGCAGCUGACACGCUUGGAGCUCAGACGGUGCACCACGUGGCUGUCACUGGCCAGGAGGAGGCGUUGCACUUCCUGGUAAGGGAGCUCAAUGUGGACGUGAACCAGAGGGCGACUGGAAUGCAGCUGACUGCCUUGCACUAUGCCGCCAAGGAAGGCCAUGUUUCCACCAUAAAGACCCUGCUGGAUUUGGGCGCCAAUAUUCAUGCUCAGGACAAGAAGAGAAGAACCGCUCUCCACAUGGCUUCCAUCGGUCAGCAUGCAGAUGCUGUCAGGACUUUGCUGCAGCUCGGAUUGGACGAUUCCCAGGAUGCAUCUGGGAUUACAGCACGACAGCAUGCCAAAAAACCCCACAUAAUGCACCUUUUUGACUGAUUUGAUCUGCUUAUAGUUGGGAGGUAUUAAACACAUUUACUCCUUUUAUUUGAAUAUUCCUAUAUAUUCAUAUUUACUUCCAACCUGGUGGUGAGUCGGCUCCGAUGGUGGGGGAGGAUGCCGGACAGACCUGGCAGGCCCAAAAGUAUAGUGAGGGUCUGCUGGGAACGUCUGGCAGAGUCUCCCUUCAGAGAGAGUUUCAAUUCCCACCUCUGGGACAACUUUGAACAUGUCACGAGGGAGGCACUGGAUACUGAGUCUGAGUGGACCAUGUUCUGUGCCUGUAUUGUCGAGGCAGUCCAUCAGAGCUGUGGCCGCAAGGUGGUUGGUUGGUGCAUGUCAUGGCGGUAAUCCCAGAACACUAAGGGAUGCCGUCAAGCUGAAGAAAGAGUCCGAUCGUGUCCUUUUGGCUCAUGGGACUCCGGAAGCAGCGGACAGGUACCGACAGGCCAAGCGGUGUGCGGCCUUGGCGGUUGCAGAGGCAAAAACUCGGAAAUUGGAGGAGUUCUAAGAAGCCAUGGAGAACGACUUCCGUACAGCUUCGAGGCAAUUCUGGACCACCUACCGCCAUCUCAGGAGGGUGAAGCAGUGCACUGUCAACAUCGUGUAUGGUGCUGCUGAUGUCCACUGGGGAUGAUGUGGAUCGGUGGAACAAAUACUUCAAAGACCUCCUCAAUCCCAUCUACACGUCUUCCAGUGAAGAAGCAGUGCCUGGGGACUCUGCGGAGGGCUCUUCUAUUUCUGGGGCUGAGGUUACCGAGUUAGUUAAGAAGCUCCUUGGUGGCAGGGUCCCAGGGGGUAGUUGAGAUCCGAAUUACUUAAGGCUUUUGGAUGCUGUGGGGCUGUCUUGGUUGACAAGACUCCUCAGCCUUUCCAGUGAGGUCUAUUCAAGUGUACUGGAGAAGAAGCUAUGCUAGAUAGUCGAACCUCGGAUUCAGGAGGAGCAGUGUGGUUCUCGUCUUGGUCGUGGAACUGUGGACCAAGUCUACACUCUCAGCAGGAUCCUUGAGGGUGCAUGGGAGUUUGCCCAACCAGUCUACAUGUGCUUUGUCGAUUUGGAGAAGGCAUUCAACCAUGUCCCUCAGGAAGUCCUGUGGAGACUGCUCAGAGAGUAUGGGGUAACGGUCCACCUGAUUGUGGCGGUCCACUCCCUGCAUGAUCAGAGCUUGGUCCACAUUGCCGGCAGUAAAUUGGACCCGUUUCCAGUGAGGAUUGGACGCCGCCAAGACUGGCCUUUGUCACCAUGAAUUGAUUUACGUGGACCCCGACUUAAACAAGUUGAAAAACUUAUUGGGGUGUUACCAUUUAGUGGUCAAUUGUACGGAAUAUGUACUGUACUGUGCAAUCUACUAAUAAAAGUCUCAAUCAAUCAAUCAAACAG